Quercus lobata is the source of this 1145-nucleotide messenger RNA. RefSeq names its product hyoscyamine 6-dioxygenase-like. Lineage: Eukaryota; Viridiplantae; Streptophyta; Magnoliopsida; Fagales; Fagaceae. The transcript has 4 exons. Bases 116 to 1135 code for a protein of 339 amino acids. The record is from RefSeq and is a predicted model, not a curated record.
UGCUUGCCAACGUUUCUAAUGUCUAAAGUUCUUUUAGUCAUCAAGAGCUUGAAACUUAUAUAUAAUGACUUGUUCAGGAUCGAAGUUUUCUUCACACAUCACAUUCCUUUAAGUCAUGGAGCAGCUUGUGGCAAGCUGGUACAAUGGUCGAUCCUUGCCUGAAACAUAUGUACUCCCACUGGAAAUAAGGCCAGGGAAGCUCAAUGUACCUGUGAGCACCAAUAUUAUUCCAGUGGUUGAUCUUGGGGGUCAUGAUGAAACAGCUAUAAUUCAACAAAUUUUGGAAGCUAGCCAAGAGUUUGGAUUCUUUCAGGUGAUCAACCAUGGAGUCCCUAGCAACUUAUUGGAUGAGGCAAUGAAUGUUUGUAAGGAGUUCCAUGCAAUGUCUGCCAAGGACAAGGCAGUCCAAUGCUCAAACGACCUCAAUAAGAACUGCUUCCUCUACACAAGCAGUCAACGCUAUGCAACUGAGAAGUAUCACUUCUGGAGGGAUUCAUUGACACACUUUUGUCAUCCUCUAGAGAAACAAAUCCAAUUUUGGCCUGAAAAACCAACGAGAUAUCGAAAUGUUGUUAGCAAAUAUACAACUGAAGUAAGUAAGUUGGGCUCUACAAUUUUGGGGUUGAUUUCAAAAGGGUUGGGAGUCAGCCCAGAGCAUUUCAGCAAUGGACUUACUGAAAAUCCAAAAAUGAUUGUCAAUCACUAUCCGCCAUGCCCAGACCCAACUUUAACCUUGGGAGUGCCCAAACAUAGAGACCCUGUCCUCAUUAAUAUUCUUCUUCAAGAAGAUGAUUUAUGCGGGCUUCAAGUCUUCAAGGAUGAGGAAUGGAUUGAUGUUGAACCUAUUCCUCAUGCUUUUGUGGUCAACAUAGGCUAUGUAUUGCAGAUUAUCAGCAAUGGAAAGUUGAAAGGUGCCGAACAUCGAGUUGUCACAAAUUCAAAUUCAGCUCGGACAACUGCUUCAUUCUUUGUUAGUCCAUCAGACGAAACACUAAUAGAACCAGCAAAAGUUUUGGUUAAUACAAGCAGCCCAGCACUCUAUAGGUCCUUGCCAUACAAAGACUUCCAUAGCAAGUUCUUGGUCACCUCUGACUGGAAAGAAUUAGAGAAGUUUGUACGUACUACUUCUGCUUAGUGGUGCGAUA